Molecule: messenger RNA, 591 nt
Organism: Penicillium cinerascens
Lineage: Eukaryota; Fungi; Ascomycota; Eurotiomycetes; Eurotiales; Aspergillaceae
Product: 40S ribosomal protein uS4
Exons: 6
Coding region: 1-591 (196 amino acids)
Biological process (GO): translation; positive regulation of translational fidelity
Cellular component (GO): cytosolic small ribosomal subunit
Molecular function (GO): rRNA binding; structural constituent of ribosome
Source: RefSeq, a predicted model, not a curated record
AUGGGCCCUCGUCCUGUUCCGACCGUCUCUUCGAAGACCUACAGAACUCCCCGUCGUGCCUUUGGCGCCGCCCGAUUGGAUGCUGAGCUAAAGCUGAUCGGGGAGUAUGGCCUGAAGAACAAACGUGAAGUCUGGCGGGUUCAGUAUACCCUAUCGAAGAUUCGUCGUGCUGCUCGAGUCUUGCUCACUCUUGACGAAAAAGACCCGAAACGCCUGUUUGAGGGUAAUGCACUCAUUCGCCGGCUCGUCCGUCUCGGUGUGCUGGACGACUCUCGCAGGAAACUGGACUAUGUCCUGUCUUUGCGCACUGAAGACUUCCUCGAGCGUCGGCUGCAGACAGUUAUUUUCCGCCUCGGACUUGCGCGAUCCAUUCAUCAUGCGCGUGUUCUGAUCAAACAGAGACACAUCCGGGUCGGCAAACAGAAUGUCAAUGUGCCAUCUUACCUCGUCCAGCUCGAUUCCCAGAAGCAUAUUGAUUUUACGCUGGAGUCACCCCUGGCUGGGGGGCGCCCUGGGCGAGUGGCAAGGAAGAAGGCUCAGGCUAUGGAGGAGGGUCAAGGGGAAGGGAUGGAAAAUGAAGAAACUCUGUAG